UGAAUCGGUCCCCACUGCUUCCAGAAGGAAAGGCAAGCUUGUUCCUAUGACAUCCCCGGACAGAUACUUGCCGCUGACCUGCCCAGGGCCCUGCAAGCCUUGAAAGGUCUCCUCCUCUUUCCCUGUGCAGGAGCCUGAGGUCUGCCUCCUAUGCACCCCAGCACCCCCAUCAGCUCCCUCUUCUCCUUCACCAGCCCCGCAGUGAAGAGGCUGCUGGGCUGGAAGCAGGGAGAUGAAGAGGAGAAGUGGGCAGAGAAGGCAGUGGACUCUUUGGUGAAGAAGUUAAAGAAAAAGAAAGGCGCCAUGGAUGAACUGGAGAGGGCGCUGAGCUGCCCGGGCCAGCCUAGCAAGUGCGUUACCAUCCCACGCUCCCUGGAUGGACGCCUCCAGGUGUCCCACCGAAAGGGGCUGCCCCAUGUCAUCUACUGCCGCGUGUGGCGCUGGCCAGAUCUGCAAUCCCAUCAUGAGCUGAAGCCCUUGGAAUGCUGCGAGUUCCCGUUUGGCUCCAAGCAGAAGGAGGUCUGCAUCAACCCAUACCAUUACCGCAGAGUGGAGACCCCAGUUCUGCCUCCAGUGCUGGUACCAAGACACAGCGAGUACAACCCUCAGCUCAGCCUCCUGGCCAAGUUCCGAAGUGCCUCGCUGCACAGCGAACCCCUCAUGCCGCACAACGCCACCUACCCUGACUCUUUCCAGCAGUCUCUCUGUCCGGCACCGCCCUCCUCGCCAGGACACGUGUUUCCGCAGUCUCCAUGCCCCACCAGCUACCCGCAGUCCCCCGGAAGUCCUUCCGAGUCAGACAGUCCUUAUCAACACUCAGACUUCCGGCCAGUUUGCUACGAGGAGCCCCUGCACUGGUGCUCUGUUGCCUACUACGAACUGAACAACCGGGUCGGAGAGACUUUCCAGGCGUCCUCCCGGAGCGUGCUCAUAGAUGGCUUCACAGACCCCUCCAAUAACAGGAAUAGGUUCUGUCUUGGGCUUCUUUCAAAUGUAAACAGAAACUCGACGAUAGAAAACACCAGAAGGCACAUUGGAAAGGGUGUGCAUUUGUACUACGUUGGGGGCGAGGUGUACGCGGAGUGCGUGAGCGACAGCAGCAUCUUUGUCCAGAGCCGGAACUGCAACUACCAGCACGGCUUCCACCCGGCCACUGUCUGCAAGAUCCCCAGUGGCUGCAGCCUCAAGGUCUUCAACAACCAGCUCUUCGCCCAGCUGCUCGCCCAGUCAGUGCACCACGGCUUUGAAGUUGUCUAUGAGCUGACGAAGAUGUGCACGAUUCGGAUGAGCUUUGUGAAGGGCUGGGGAGCCGAGUAUCAUCGCCAGGAUGUCACAAGCACCCCCUGCUGGAUUGAGAUUCAUCUUCAUGGACCACUGCAGUGGUUGGACAAGGUGCUAACUCAGAUGGGCUCCCCACACAACCCUAUUUCUUCAGUGUCUUAAGUCAUGUGCUCAGCUGCAUUUCCACAGAAUAGACGAAGGCAGGGGCUUCUACCACUGCAACUCGCAGCUAGUACAAGACCCUGGACGCAGAUUUAAACACGUAUGAUGCACACGAUUCCCAUUUCUAUCCCCAUUGGUUCUGUGCUACCUACUUAACCUGGGGCUAGUGCUGUGUGGUUGAAGAAGCACGUUUUCCAGACUGGUGCUCUGAUUAGAAGCCAAGUCUUUUGUGAGAGGGCAAGCGGCAUGUGAAGCCCACUGGGUCAGCUCAUUACUCUGCAGAAGGUUGUGCCCCAGAAGGAAAACACAGAGCUGCUUACAUAGGAAAAUACACGAGCACUAGAGCAAGACCAGUCAAACCCACAUGAUUGCAAAAAGACCUCACUUGCAAUGUGAAUGGCAAGAAAGGAGACCAAGCUUGUUCAAGGACCUGCGAGAGAGGCCCCAGAAACCUCUCUGCAGCUGAACUAUGUGUAGCCGCGUACUGCGCUGAUGUCAGGUACAUUUAACCGGAUUUAAACUGUGAUUGGAAAGGGGGAAACUGUGAAGCCUGGAGUCAGGUUGCCUCCGUCUACCACUGCUGAAACAUCCAGCAAGCAAGCAGCAAGCAAACAAAACCAAGGCUCAUGGGGGAAGACAGCCCGAGAUGAGCCUUGGUCCCCAGGGCAGGGCUAGCCCAGAAUUCAGGCCCAGGAGCACAGGGGCUCCUGCUUCCACUCUGGGCGUCAGCUUCCCGGCUUCCAGCUCCUCCUGUCUGACCUUGCAGAUGGCUGUCUGCUCUGUGUACACGGUGAACCCUGUGCUGAGGUGAAGCUGCAGAUGGAAGGUUGGGAGCGAAGUCGCAUGGCGACCUACACUACUAGGCAGGGCAUCCUUUGCCUCAUCUUCCCUCCUGGUGACAAACACUAAGUGGUUACAGAUGAUUUAAACGACAGCAAAGCCAUGGGGGAGAGCUAGAGGCAUCACUGGGUCGUGUACAUGCAUUUCUCAAUCCAGUGCCUGAGUUGAUUAAGUUAUUAGCUGGUUACAUCUGUGGCAGCCUCUUCUAAAGCUAUGAAAUACCUGGAUAGAGCCUCCCAGGUGAGGUAGGAAUGUUUCAUAUGCCCUACAUUUUUUUGAGGAAACAGUGGUAGUGAAUAAUAAAGCAUUUUUAAAAACACCUUAUGUAUAUAUAUACACAUAUAUACAUAUAAACAUAUAUGUACAUACACACACAUGCAUAUUUAGCAUGCAUGCAUCAACGCUUGUUAUUUCCUUUGUUGGAUGAUAAAGGGAGACAUCCUCCAGACUUCAGGGUACAUGCACUUGUUAAUCACCCCACUGCUUCUAAGUUUACUUCGGGCCCUUUGAGAAGCACAUUAUUUAGGAUGGCAUUCAUGGUUUCAAGGGUAGAGCGUCCACUGUCCGAGAUGCCUUCGUUCAAUCCACUCUGCCUAGCAUCAAUGUAUACGCACUGUUUGUUCCCCAUACAACUGUAUUUUAAGAUAGAGAUGAUGAUCACAAGUCACACACAAUGCCCACUCUUAUCUAUAAAACCUACCAUUCUUAUAUAUACAUAUUAUGUCAGAAAACACACAUUUCGUCUCAAACUACCACUUAGAGUGUAUAAUACCCAAGCAUGUUAAUUCAUACAGUCUGUCUUGUGCCUUUGUGUGUACUGGGUACGAUGUCAGGUGCUGUGGAUCAAAUGUACAUUAGCGGCAGUAGCCCCCACCUCCCCAACGCCCUAGAUCUAACAUUUGCAUAGACAUCGGGUCUGAGGACUUUAAAAACCCACACAUGUGAACUUUCUUGGGCUUGAAAAAUAAUGUAACCAAGUUCUUAAUUAUUAUUCUAUUGGAGUUUCACGUCGCUUCAGAACAAUUAGGUAAUUCGUCUUUGCAUAACUACUUUCACCCCUAGUCACUCCGCCUCCUGGAACCCUAUUUUUCUGGUUUUUCUCCUGGCUUCUUCCUCGGAAAAGCCAUGCAUAUGACAGAUCUCCGAGUACCCAUCCAAGGACGCAAAGUGUUUGUCCCAGAUUUCUAACAAGUGGCCAAAUAUCUCUGGCAAUGUGUAGCUUUAUGGAACUAUUCAGAAGUAGAGGCUUCCAGGGAUGGUGGAGCCUGACUUUAAUCUCAGCAGGGAAGAGAAACAGAUGGGUCCCUGGGAAUUCAGGGCUGACCUGGUCUACAUAAGGAGUUACAGGACAGCCAGGGCUAUACCUUGAGACCCUGUCUCAAAGCAAAGCAAAGCAAAACAAAAAAAGAAGCUUAAAAACAAAACUAAAAAACCAAAUAAAUUAUUUGGCUUUCCCGGCAGUGUUAAGAAAUCAGAGAAAAUACUGAAGUGUGUCUGAGUUCUUUGAGAAAGGAAUCACGACAUAGGUUCAUAUGUAUAUUAUCAGAGAAUUUAGCAUCAAAGGGAUGUAAGUCCUAUGCUCUAUAACAUAGUCACAUUUUAAUGAGUUUCCCCCUUGGCGGCUAAGAGAUCGAAAAAUAUCAUAAAUGUAAUCCUUUAACUCCUCUGAGUGACCAUGUGGCAAUCACUCCAUGAAACUGACAAGCAAAACUAUGCUGCAUGUGUUGUUUUACAGGGUAACAGGAAAAGUGGGUAGCCAGGCCUUUACACUGCAAAUGUGCCUCCUGUGGCCCUGGGCAGUGGAGAACUGUAUCAGUUUGGCCUGCCCACAAGACCCAGAAUGCUUAUCGCUGUGUACAAGUAGGUAUUUGUGAGUCUUAACAAAUAAGACAUGGUCAGUUUGUUUCAGCUAAAUGAUGCCAGCUGCUUCAGGACUAAGAAGACACCACCUUUUUGAGCACACGCUUUGGUGUUGUGUAGUCAGCAAACGCAGCAAACUCUCUAGCAUUUAGAAUACUCUUUUCAUUGUGUUCUGAGGAUGGGGUUAUUCCCAGGACAACAGAAAGAAGAGUGCAGCGGAAACAUCUUAUAAACACUGCUUGCUGGACUUGAAACUCCAGCUUAACUCCGAAUAUGUUCCAGAUAUUUUGUGUAUAUAUUUAAUAAGUAAAAUAUACCGUGCAUUCCACAUCAACUUACCUGCUAGGAGUCAAGAGCUGCACUGUGCAAGGGUAGGUGACUGUCACAUAUGUGACAGCUAAGUUCAAAUGAAAAUAAAGCAGACUACCGGGAGUGCUUUGAUGCCCAGCAGCCUGGCCUCCCGUCCUGGAAAUGACAUAAACCGUCAUCUGGUAGUUUGUGGUAGACAGUGAAACACCUUUGGGCUUAUUUUUCUUUCGAACUCUAGGAAAUACUUGUAUCUGAUCUGUGGCUCCUUAAGAUGCUUAAUCAUAAGCUGUUCUACUUAGACAUGAGAUUUUUAAGAAUUCUUCAUGCUGUAAAAAAGCUUUGGUGGCACUAUAAAAAAAAAGGCAUUGUGGACUAUUUGGCAUUAUGUGUGUAAUUUUAAUGAUACUUUGCAGAAUUUUUAGAGAUGUUUAACUACUCCUCCGCAGCUUAGCACCAGACCGCACAGCUCAAACCCUUUAUGGUGACGUUAUUGUUAUUAAAGAGUGAAUUUAAUACACAUUGUCAUUUGAGCACCUUACCGUAGCAGCUCAUCAAGGAGCAUGUCUGUAUUAAGAUGGUUAGCAUGUGAUGCUUAAAACCCCUGGAUACAGAGGGAAACUGUCACUAAAAAUCAUUUAUUUUCAUAUGCCAUGAAAUAUGUUUAACUGAUUAAAACGUUUUCUAAGAGAA
Molecule: messenger RNA, 5142 nt
Organism: Rattus rattus (black rat)
Lineage: Eukaryota; Metazoa; Chordata; Mammalia; Rodentia; Muridae
Gene: Smad9
Product: SMAD family member 9
Exons: 5
Coding region: 151-1443 (430 amino acids)
Biological process (GO): SMAD protein signal transduction; anatomical structure morphogenesis; regulation of transcription by RNA polymerase II
Cellular component (GO): heteromeric SMAD protein complex
Molecular function (GO): I-SMAD binding; DNA-binding transcription factor activity, RNA polymerase II-specific; RNA polymerase II cis-regulatory region sequence-specific DNA binding
Source: RefSeq, a predicted model, not a curated record